CGUUUCUCACGUCUGCACCCGGAAAGGUUAUUAUUUUUGGCGAACACUCUGCCGUGUAUUACAAGGUAGGUCCAGGCCGGAUCGGGCCAUUUUCUCGGCGCUCAGUCAGAUCGUACUAACUCCAGCCCGCCAUUGCCGCCGCCGUGUCGCUUAGAACGUAUCUUCUCGCGUCCAGAGAUAGUGACGACACCAAUACACUGUUUCUGGAAUUCCCAGAUAUCCAGUUCAGCUACAAAUGGGCGACCAGCGACCUGCCAUGGCACCUGUUUGGCGAACACGCACACAAAAGACAGCCCUCGGCUGACGAGGAGCUCAAUCCUGAGCUGGUGAAUGCACUGAACUCGCUGCUGUCUAAGAUCGACUCGCCCAUCCAGUACAGCGCGGCUUUCAUGUUCUUGUACCUGCUGGUGUCGCUGUGCGAAGAGAAAGACGUGGCAGGACUCACGUUCACAGUCCGGUCUACGCUGCCCGUGGGGGCCGGACUGGGAUCGUCUGCAUCGGUGUCUGUUUGCUUUGCGAGCGCGUUCUGCUAUCUGGGGGGCCACAUUCAGGAGCCUACAUUGAAGGCAGACGACGUCACCGUCAAGGACUCCGAGCAGUGUCUGUUCAUUGACGCGUGGGCUCUAAUGGGAGAAAAAUGCAGCCAUGGCAACCCGAGCGGGAUUGACAACGCUGUGGCCACGCACGGAGGAGCCGUGAUGUUCCAGAGAAUGGAAUCGUCUGUGCCGAGUAUCCGCACCUCGAUGCGCAACUUGCCGCCUCUGAACUUGCUGCUCACCAACACCAAAACCCCCCGCAGCACCGCUGCUUUGGUUGCCAACGUCUCGAAAACAGUGACCGAGUUCCCUAAACCAUCUGGACUAAUUCUGGAAACAAUGGAGGCCAUCGCAAGAGAGGCAUACACACUGAUGUUGCGCCCUUUCCUGGACAAACAGUCCAAGAACAGACUGAUGGAGCUUAUCCGCCUGAAUCACGGGCUUUUGGUGUCUCUAGGCGUGUCGCACCCGAACUUGGAGAGAGUCAAAUUGUGGAGUGACGAGCUACAGAUCGGACAAACAAAGCUCACGGGAGCUGGCGGGGGCGGUUGUGCGAUCACGCUAAUUGACGAUGAUGCAGCGACGCCCGAAAAAUUGCGGCAGCUGGAGGAAAAGUAUAAUCAGGCUGGGUUUGAGACCUUCAAGACUACGCUGGGAGGCAAAGGUGUGGGGCUACUGACGGAGAUUACCACAAUAACGUCGGAGAAACUUUGUCGCCUGCAUAAUAGAAACGAAAUUGAGGCAGCCGUCGGCUGUUCAGCCCUUCCUCAAUGGCGAUACUGGUAGACAAACAAGGUUGGGUCACGUGCGAUAUCUUUUUUAUCAGUAGCGAUGUCGCCUUAUCCAGACGCCACAGUUGGCAGAUUUUGCAUCAAAACUCCGCCAUGCAUUGCAUGUGGCUAAUCAGGCCAAGAAAAAAAAAAAAGUUAUAUUAAGGGAAGAAACAGGAAUACCCCAACAAUCAUUCCUCCUCCAACCAUGUCAUCAUCAGUCUCAACGAAACCCACCAGAUGGUACCACUGGUUUGAACCAGGCACAGACCGUAGAGAGAAGAUUCUGAUAUGGAAACUGGAUUUCUUCAUUCUCUCGUACUCCAUGAUGGCGUAUUUCUUGAAGUACCUUGAUCAAACCAACAUAUCCAACACCUACAUCUCUGGAAUGCAGGAAGAUCUGGGCUUCACGAAGAAUGAGCUUUCGUGGUUCAACACCUACUACAAUAUCGGACUUUGUAUCGGCUCCAUUCCAGCCGUUUUGCUUGCUGGUUAUUUCCGCCCUAGAAUUUAUCUCCCCACGCUCGACCUGUUGUGGUCUCUCUGUGUCCUGUUUAUUUACCUGGCCAAAAACGCAGAAACGAUAUACGCGCUGAGAUUUUUGAUCGGUCUGUUUGAGUCAUCCUGUAACCCAGGAACGCACUACAUGAUUGGAUGCUGGUACAAAAAGCGUGAGAUUAUGAGGCGGUCGAACUUUUUCGUUCUGGCUGGUAUCAUUGGCCAGGCCACUUCUUCCUACAUCCAGUCGGGUCUGCAGUCCUCGAUGGAUGGUAAGCGUGGUCUAGCUGCUUGGCAAUGGAUGUUCAUCAUCGAUGCUCUUAUCGGAGCUCCGGUCAUCAUAUAUGGAUACCUUUUCUUGCCUGACUAUCCUCACAACACUACCGCUUUCUACCUCAACGAUUGGGAAAGAACUCGUGCAAAAGAAAGAUUGGUCGAGGACGGCAGAGUGUCUAAGAGAAUCACGUUCUCUUUGAAAGAAAUCAAGCCUGUGCUCCUUUCUUGGCAAUUAUGGGCUUUCUGUAUUGGCUACUGUUUCUGGACGCUUACUGCAGGAUCCUACAUGUUGCAAUUUUUCGAAUUGUACCUCAAGUGGCUCAAGAUCUACUCUGUCAGUUAUAUCAAUAACUUCCCAACCAUCAUCUCCGCUGUCAACUUGGUGACAAUGUUUUCGACCGGUGUUAUCUGCGAUUUGACCGGAAACAGAAGCUGGGUGUGUGCGGGAGUUGGUCUCAUUCUUCUGGCCUCAUUCUUGAUCACCGCCAAAGGUCCCCUCGACAACAUACCACUUCGUAAGGCUGGCUACAUUUUGAGCGGAGUGUACGGUUGUUACACACCAAUCCUCACUGGUUGGUGUAAUGUUGCAUGCGGAAAGAACCCAAUUUUGCGUGCAGUCACCAUUCCUUCGAUGAUUGUGGUGGGUCAAGCCGUGGUGACUCCAUUCCAGCAGCACCUGUUCCCAUCGGGCGAGGCUCCUGUGUACGGAUCGACGCAUGGAUUCUACUACAGUAUCGGAUUUACGUGUGCCCUGCUUGUGUGGACCGGAUUUGUUAUUCCUGCUUUGGAGAAAUGGAGUUCCAGAAAAGAAGAGAAACAAGCGAAGGUAGAGGAAGAGCCAGUUCCAGAGAAGGAGUUUGAGAUGCUCUAAUUAAUUAUAUAGUUCUAUUUACUCGAUAUGAAACUUAAUAUUUCAG
Messenger RNA from Ogataea polymorpha, 2997 nucleotides. RefSeq lists its product as uncharacterized. Gene Ontology annotation, biological process: transmembrane transport. The record is from RefSeq and is a predicted model, not a curated record. Bases 1515 to 2951 code for a protein of 478 amino acids. Gene Ontology annotation, molecular function: transmembrane transporter activity. NCBI's taxonomy places the organism in Eukaryota, Fungi, Ascomycota, Pichiomycetes, Pichiales, Pichiaceae. The transcript has a single exon. Gene Ontology annotation, cellular component: membrane.